AUGGCAGAAAAAGUAAGUGAUGGCCACCCGACCCUGCUUCAUGGGAAAUAUGAACUAGGUCGGUUACUAGGCCAUGGCACCUUCGCUAAGGUCUACCACGCGCGGCAUUUGCAAAGUGGCAAGAGCGUAGCUAUGAAGGUAGUUGGCAAAGAGAAGGUGAUAAAGGUAGGUAUGAUGGAGCAAAUCAAGCGAGAAAUUUCAGUUAUGAAGAUGGUGAAGCACCCCAAUAUUGUUGAGUUACAUGAAGUCAUGGCUAGCAAGUCCAAGAUCUAUUUCGCCAUGGAACUUGUCCGAGGCGGCGAGUUGUUCUCUAAGAUUGCUAAAGGUCGGUUAAGGGAAGAUGUGGCGAGAGUUUAUUUUCAGCAGUUGAUUUCUGCGAUUGAUUUUUGUCAUAGUCGCGGUGUUUAUCAUCGUGAUUUGAAGCCUGAAAAUUUGCUGCUUGAUGAAGAUGGGAAGUUGAAGGUUACAGAUUUUGGGCUGAGUGCUUUCUCUGAGCAUUUGAAGCAAGAUGGGUUGUUGCAUACAACUUGUGGGACGCCAGCUUAUGUUGCACCUGAAGUAAUUGGGAAGAAAGGGUAUGAUGGUGCUAAAGCCGAUAUCUGGUCUUGUGGUGUUAUCCUCUACGUGCUUCUUGCUGGGUUCUUGCCAUUUCAAGAUGAUAAUAUUGUGGCUAUGUAUAGGAAGAUCUAUAGAGGUGACUUCAGAUGCCCUCCAUGGUUCUCUUCUGAAGCUCGACGACUGAUUACAAAGCUUCUUGAUCCAAAUCCAAGCACUAGAAUCACGACAUCCAAGGUCAUGGAUUCAACUUGGUUCAAGAAAUCAGUGCCAAAGACAGUCAGAAGCAAAGAAGAGAUGGAAUUCGACGCUUUCAAUGGAGAAGAUGCAAAUGGAGACAAAUCAAAGCAACCUGAAACCCUAAACGCGUUUCACAUAAUAUCUCUAUCGCAGGGAUUUGAUUUGUCACCACUGUUUGAGGAGAAGAAGCGGGAGGAGAAAGAGGAGCUGAGAUUUGCCACAACAAGGCCAGCAAGCAGUGUCAUUUCAAGACUUGAAGAGGUGGCCAAGGCAGGGAAUUUCAAUGUCAAGAAGAGUGAUUCCAAAGUGAGAUUGCAAGGGCAGGAGAGGGGUAGGAAAGGAAAGUUGGCUAUUGCAGCUGACAUUUUUGCUGUCGCACCAUCGUUUUUGGUGGUGGAGGUGAAGAAAGAUAACGGAGACACUUUGGAAUAUAACCAAUUCUGCAGUAAAGAGCUGAGACCAGCCUUGAAGGACAUUGUUUGGACAUCUCCCGCUGAGAAUUCAACUCUUGCUUGA
Dovyalis caffra is the source of this 1311-nucleotide messenger RNA. The record is from the annotation of a GenBank genome assembly. NCBI's taxonomy places the organism in Eukaryota, Viridiplantae, Streptophyta, Magnoliopsida, Malpighiales, Salicaceae.